Rotaria socialis is the source of this 750-nucleotide messenger RNA. NCBI's taxonomy places the organism in Eukaryota, Metazoa, Rotifera, Eurotatoria, Philodinida, Philodinidae. The record is from the annotation of a GenBank genome assembly.
AUGGACCCUAGGACACUUUCUGGCUGGCAAGGAUAUAAUCCUUAUUCUUCUGAUGAAUUAUUGGCUAUUCAAAUGAAUCUGGAAGCUGAAUCUGCAUGGUUUACUAAACAAAACAUGACUUUUCUUAUUCUUCCGUGUUUUGAUAAGAAUUCAAUAUAUCCAGAAUAUUUGCCAUGGCCAUAUGCCGAUGCUAUUGGACCUAGUAGACUGGCACAGAUUUUUGAGCAUAUGAAAUUGCAUUCCAAGGUUCAGCUAGUCGAUGUAAGACAACCACUUUUGACAGCAAAGAAAUUAAAUCAAUUUGACACAUACUUUAAAACUGACUCUCAUUGGAACAAUAUCGGAGCAUUUUAUGCUUAUAAGGAAAUAGUGAAACGACUGCUCAUUGUCUAUCCUCAAUUUGUACCUCAUAACUUGGAAGACUUCGUUCUUGAUACAAAUCUCAAGCGAGCAGGAGAUCUAGCUGGAAUGGCUAAUUUAGAUGUGUCUCAUAUUUUAGAACAUCAACUCGUUUCCAAAAAAAAUAUUACUGCCAAUAGGAUGAGCCCGAAAAAAGACAAAAUACUCAUUUUCGGUGACUCUUUCUCGGACUUCUUCUUCAAAGAUUAUUUUUGGCGACAUUUUAAUGAAGUAAAAUACGUUUAUGGUUAUUCGAAUGCUAGAUACAAAUUUGACAAAAGUACAAUUUUACAGUACCGACCUAAUGUAGUCAUUAUCGAAUCGAUAGAACGUUUCUGGAUCAAUCCCUGA